This is a messenger RNA of Limulus polyphemus (Atlantic horseshoe crab), 7577 nucleotides long. It is a transcript of the gene Cdep, whose product is annotated as FERM, RhoGEF and pleckstrin domain-containing protein 2-like. The transcript is spliced from 27 exons. The coding region runs from base 162 to 3269 and encodes 1035 amino acids. Gene Ontology annotation, cellular component: cytoskeleton. The record is from RefSeq and is a predicted model, not a curated record. Gene Ontology annotation, molecular function: guanyl-nucleotide exchange factor activity; cytoskeletal protein binding. NCBI's taxonomy places the organism in Eukaryota, Metazoa, Arthropoda, Merostomata, Xiphosura, Limulidae.
UAGUCUUUUGACGGACAAAGUAAUGUGAAAUUUAUAUGAUUAUUUAGCGAAUUUUUACCAUCAAUUAACGUAUACACACACAAAAAGGAUGAAAUGGAAAACAUCCCCGAAGUACGUGUAGUACUUUAGGAUAGCCAAUGUGGAGAAUCACUUCGUGAGCCAUGUCUUCUACUAACGAUGGGGCUUCAGGGUCCCAUGAGAAGGUGAAUUCUUUCAACCAUGACCAUGGCAAAGAAUCACCGGCAAGACAGAGAGGAGGAAAAAUGCUUUCUGUACAAAUCAGAUUCUUGGAUGAUUCUAUAGCAGAUUUUCAAAUUCAGUACAAAGCAUUAGGGAAGGUUUUGUUUGAACAAGUCUGCAAGAUGCUGAACUUACUCGAAGUGGAUUAUUUUGGAUUGGAAUAUUCAGAUGCCUGUGGUGUUAAGUACUGGCUUGAUCAUGAAAAACCCAUGUGUCGUCAGAAAGGCUUGUCACUGAUAAAUCCUAUCAUGCAUUUUUGUGUGAAGUUCUACACACCAGAUCCUGCUCAAUUAGAAGAAGAAUUUACUAGGUAUUUGUUUAGUCUACAAAUAAAGCAAGAUCUAGCUCAAGGAAUUCUUCUAUGUAAUGACAAUACUGCUGCUCUGAUGGCCUCCUACAUUGUCCAAGCUGAAAGUGGGGAUUUUGUCCCUGAUGAUUAUCCUGAUCACACAUAUCUAUCAACAUUCAAGUUCGUACCACAUCAAGAAGCUGAGUUUGAAAAGAAAAUCAUGGAAAACCACAAGAAACACAUAGGACAAACCCCCUCUGAAGCUGAUCUCAACCUUUUAGAGACUGCUCGAAGGUGUGAGUUAUACGGAAUUAAGAUGAACCCAGCUAAGGAUCAGGAAGGAGUUCCUUUAAACUUGGCUGUUGCACACAUGGGUAUUGUAGUCUUCCAAAAUAUCACAAAAAUAAACACUUUCUCGUGGGCCAAAAUACGAAAGUUGAGUUUCAAGAGGAAAAAAUUUCUAAUUAAGCUUCAUCCUGAAGGCUAUGGCUAUUACAAGGAUACCGUUGAGUUUUACUUUGAAGGAAGAAAUGCAUGCAAGAAUUUUUGGAAGAAAUGUCUGGAAAAUCAUGGGUUUUUCAGAUGUACUGAGGUCCACAAAAUUCCACGUCAACGAACGCGGAUUUUUAGCAGUGGAUCUUCUUUAGUGUUUGGCUUCAAAUAUAGUGGGCGCACCCAGAAACAAAUAUCUGAAUAUGUCAGAGAAAACUUUGUGAAGAGGCAACCCUUUCAAAGGUCCACUAGUUUUCGGUUAACCAGGUCGAUAUAUAGCAACACGAGCUCAGUUGGAACUUCUCUUUCUGCUCAUCCUCUCUUGCCGGUCAGUGACAGCAUGUUAAACGAAUUUCCAAAAGGAGAGGAAACACCAACAAAAGCAGUAUAUCUCUCCCAGCCAUUGUCUUCCUACGUCAACCAUCAAGACUGUGAACCAGUUGUAACUAACGGAGCUUUGUAUGGAGAAGUAGAUAUGAAAGCCAGUCAAACAGCUACAGAACCUUCUUCAGUGCACCAGUCACCUGUAACAGAGGCUCCAAGCCCUACGAGUCGAGCCAGUAGCACCUUUCGUAGUGAAGGCUCUGUGUCUCUUAGGGGACCAUCAAGUGAUGAUGAGGUGACAAGGUCUCCUACUUCUCCACUACGAAGCUUAAAGGACCAACCAAGCAGUCUUAGCUCCCCGAGGUCAGAAGGAGACUCCGAUCUCAGACGAAAGAAAAUUCCUGCUGACAAGGCCUACUUCAUUGCAAAAGAACUAUUAAUGACAGAAAGAACAUACAAAAAGGACUUGGAAUUAGUCAAUCUAUGGUUUCGGGAUGAAGUCAGCAAGGAAGAUCAAAUCCCUACAGAUACAUUAGCGCACCUGUUUUCUAUACUUGACCCCAUGUAUGAAUUUCAGUGUACCUUUUUGAGGAAACUAGAGCAGCGACUGGCCACUUGGGAAGGUAGGUGUACUCCCCCUUCUGAAGAUUUCGAACCAGGAGUUGGUGAUAUUUUAUAUGAAAAUAGUCAUAUGAUAGAGUUGUACAUUCGCUACGUUGAAAAUUUGCCAUUAGUUCUAGAGAACUUAAACAUAGCAUAUAGAAACAACCAGCAUUUUGAACAAGUCUACCGUGAAUUUGAACUACAGAAAGUUUGUUAUUUGCCCUUGACAUCUUUUUUGCUAAGACCUGCUCACCGGCUACUUCAUUAUUCUCUCUUAUUACACAGAUUUGUGAACCACUAUGAUGACCACCAUCCUGACCUACAGCACUGUAAACUCGUAAUGAAGAGAUUUGAGGACGUGAUUUCAUCCUACAGUAAAACCCUGAGUUCACUGGAAAAUUGUGUCAAAUUAACUGAACUUCAGCACGACCUCAUUGGAAUAGACAACCUUAUUUCACCUGAAAGAGAAUUUAUAAGAGAGGGCUGUCUUCAUAAGUUGUCAAGAAAAGGUUUUCAACAGAGAAUGUUUUUUCUGUUUUCAGAUGUUCUUCUGUAUAUGAGCAGAACAUCUAUGCCACAACUUCAGUUCAAGGUCCACGGUCAACUUCCUUUGCAGGGAGUGAUGGUGGAGGACUCGGAACCAAAGAUGGGAGCUAACCAUUGUUUCACCAUAUAUGGUGGAAGUCGAGCUCUCAUAGUUUCUGCAAGGUAUGUGUCUCUGAAGAAGAAAAAAAAAAAUAGGUUGACAGAUCUUUCUGAAGCCAUUCAACAUGCAAGGAAUCAUCAUGGCAACAGCUUCUCUUUCUCUAGUCUACAUUCCAGUACAUCAUCAGAAGAACUGCUUGACAUGCCAGAGAGUCCUCUUCCACUCCAUUCACCCACGGGCCAACCACAAGGAGGAAGCAACAGUAGUAUGUCUGAAAAACAUUCACAACAUCGAUCAAAUACCACAGUUCACGUUUGUUGGCACAGAAACACCAGUGUUGGAAGGGCAGAUUAUAGGCAGGCCAUGGUGAACUACUUAAGCGGGUACCUCCUUAGAAAGUUCAAGAGCAGUGCUGGCUGGCAGAAGCUGUGGGUUGUUUUUACUAACUUCUGUUUGUUCUUCUACAAAUCCUACCAGGAAGAUUUUCCUCUAGCAAGCCUUCCUCUUCUUGGGUACUCAGUAAGUAUUCCAGAUCAUCAUGAUGCUAUCAACAAAGACUUUGUGUUCAAGUUACAGUUCAAGAAUCAUAUCUACUUUUUCAGGGCAGAAAGUGAAUACACAUUUAGCAGAUGGAUGGAGGUGAUCAGGUGUGCAACCCUCCAUGACAGAGAUUAAAAGUCCAACUGUUUUUAUAGUGUCAUAUUUUAAAGAAGAAAAGGGGAGAAAAAAAAAGCAAACCAUAUCACACUGAACUAUCUACCUUUGCCUUAAAAAUAUCUUUAAAAAAAACGUUAGCUUUUGCCUUUCAUGUACAUGAGGGGAAUACAUUUUACUUGUACAUCACAUAUUUGAAUGUUGAAGCUUUGCUCAGCAUGUGUUAUGUUUUGAUUGAUUGCUGUUAUGAAUGAUUUUAUCCAGUUUAACAUACUUGUUUGUGUGUGUGCGUAUAUAAAAACAUUCUUUCAUAUAUAGAAAUAGUAAAAUAUGUAUACUGUAGCAUAUAUCUGGAAUAUUUCAUCACAGAAUAAUACCAUUACAACUGCAAUUCAACAUACGUCAAAAAUAGUGAUGAGUUUUGAAUUUUUGCGUAAGAGAGCGUACGUUGCUUAAGGCACCGUCAAAACUGCUGGCGUCCGGCUCCUGUGAUUAUGUAGCUGACGAGAGCUAAUACUGUAGGAUAUUCUACGGCUACACGGUUCUGAAUUUGGUCACUAGGGAUGCUUGAAUCUGGUUGUUUAGGCACAGAAUGUUCUGCGAGGUAGCAGCUAUAAGUGUUCUUUCGAAAGACACUGUCAAAGUAGUAGCUGUGUACAGGCAUAACUAUGAUAAUGUUUAAAUUGUUCAGUACUAAAGUUUUUAGUAUUCUUUUUUUAUGUUGUUUCAGUAUCAGCAAAGAGCUUAUACAUGACACACAUAACAUUGUUUUAGGAACAGAACCAGAGUUGUGCCUCAAAGUUUUAGUACUGUAAUACCAGCCAUAUGAAAAUCAAAACUGUACAGGCAACAAGCACAGAUUUUUUUUUAUGUUUUUGAUUUUCAUUGUUGACUAGCCCUGGAUAGUUUUUUUUAUAAUUUUAUUUUUUUAAUCUACUAUACUUUUACAUCACAUGUAAUGAAGAUUAUUAAAUUGGCUACUCACUUUUAAUGUCAGCAUCCAGACAUUUUACAAAUAUGAAAUAAAAGUAUAGCCUUACAGAAGUGUAAUUAUUAGCAAUGUUUCUAAAUGCAUUGUAUUCCAGAUGCAAGGUUUUAUUGUUUAUACGUUUUAAAACACUGUAAAUUUGGAAUUAGAACUAUCAGAAUGGAAUAUGCAGCUCACAAAGGUACUCAAAUAAAGAUUAAAAAUAGGCUUAAAAAUUUUCUUUAUAGAUUUAUCAUUUUAGAUUCUGGUUUAUAAAAAAAAUAACAAAUUUUAAUCAGUAGUAUUAGUAUGCCAAGCUCUUUGAAAAAAGGGGAAAUUAAGUAAUGGUUAGAUAAAUAAAAGUAGUUAAUUUAAGUUUAUCCCUGCUAAAUGUAUCAGAAAACGAUAAACAUUGUAAUGUAAUAACUUAAUGACCUCUGAAUUGGCUGCUUCUAUGCUAUCACGUAUUUGCUUUUCAUGAUAAAUAUUUUUAUCUUUGGCAUUCAUAUCAACCCGUAUAUUAUGUCUGCUGGUGUUUCUUUCCUCUUUUUUUUUAUGCUUAUUCAUAAAGAAAGUUCACUUCUUGAAAGUGCUUUGGCGUAAUAAACGUAAUGGUGCUAAUUGCUAUUAUCAACAACAAAAUUUUUCUUUUAUGAAAAUGUAUACAAGUUAGCACAUGUACUUUGUAUAUAAGGUGUUUUAAUUGGAAUUAGUAACCACAAUCCCCCAAACUAUAAUAAUACUGAGUAAAAGUGCAGCUAUUGGUUCAGUCAACUACAAGACGUAUUAGUACUUCUGUUUUCGUAAUGUGUAUUUAUCUUUCAGUUUGUCUUCAUAAAACCACUCACGCUUGAUAUUUUCCCUUAAAAACGUUGAUGAACGGAGCGACUUUUUUUUGUUAUUAAUUCCCUUAUUCUUGAUCUACAGAAUGUUAUAUUCGUACCACUCCAAUUGUGUAUCAAUUAAAAGAUCGGUAACUCGCCAGUUGAUAAAACAAAACUAGUCUCCGUCUUACAGAAAUGUUUAAUUAUAUUUCGUGCAUCAUUAAAAAAAUGUGGUGAUAUUUAGUUGUUAAAACUAACUCUGAAUUUUUGUUGUUUUUCCAGUAAACUCAAAUUGACACAUUUCAAACAAAGAUAUAUCCUGUUUAUUAAUUAUUUUUAGCCAAGUGAGAGCCCAGCAACACCAAAUGCUGGCUAUGUUUACUAUCUAAGUGAAGUACGUUUUAAAAAUGUAUGAACUCGAUGUAAACGCACGGUAUUGUUUAAUUUCAGUUUUUCGUGAUUGGUAAUUAUAUUGUCAGCUUGGUAACAGAAAAAUAAAACAGUAUACAUAUGAAUAGGGGACCAAGAUUUCCAAUAUAAGUGUAUUGUGUUCUUCCUGAUCUCAAGUGUUGAAAAUGUUUAUAAAAUGAUUAGAGUACUUUACCUUAGCUAGCAAUAUGCCUAUUAUUAGCAGUAACGAAAAAAAAGAAGUAAAGUUUGACCUUUCAGUCGUUGAAAAUUUAAAAAAUUUACUGCCAUAUUAUGAAUUUUGUUUUGUCUGCAGAUGAUUAGAAGUUCCUGGGUAUUCAUUUAUCCUGUAAAUAACUGAAAACUUUCUAUGCACUUUCUCAAAAUAGUCACAACUGGCAUUACUAAGUAUCCUCAAGUUUCUUUACCAUUGCAACACUCAAAAGUUUUAAAAUCAAUAUUUGAAUUAAUGCCUCCCCUCAUGAAAAAGCACUAUAAAAAUGGUGUGGAAAACAUGCUAAGUAGCAAUGGACACAUACUGUAAAUUUGUAAAGCUUCUAUUCAAAUCACAAACAUCAUUAAAGUCAAGUAGCCUCAACAUCCUUAGUCUGAAGAUGAAUGAACUUACAUCUUCCCUCUUGACCUUCACCAACAUCAUCUUAGAUGUAUUAGUCUUACAAAUCAGGAUGAAAACCAUAUGUUAAGAUUAAGUAUAACUUUGUCUUAAUAUUAAAAUACGAAAAAAUUGGUUAUGAAUGAACAUAAAUUUUGACCCAGAUUAUGUUUGUGUCACACAAAACUAAAAUGUAGAAAGGGAGAUAUAACUCUCUUACAAUCAGGAUACGACAUAAUUUACUGUUAUGCACACAUUGUUAUGCAAUGGUUAGUGGGUGGCUGCAACUGGUCAGUGCAAAUCUUGGAAAGAGAAAUCACUGCUCCAUCUCGAGACUUCUUCCACGUGUUCAAACAUUUCAUUGUUCGUUUUAGGUACUGAUUAUACCUAUAUUUCAGGAUCAGUUACUAACCUUUGAAGCCUAGGCUUUACACGCUACAUCUGUGUCAGUCAUCUUGUCUGACUACACAUAUUAACAUGUAAAUAGAUUAGAUAACGUUAGAAAAAAUACACAAAAUAAUUGGUCAAUUUUUAGCAGUUGUAAAGGAAUUCUAUAAUAGUGGGAAGACUACAAAAACAAUAACAGGAAAAGCUUUAGCAACCAACUGAUUGUUAAUCUUAAUUAUUGUUCCAACAACUACUUAAUCUCGACUUGUGUUAGGUCACAGAAUUCUAUCUUGCUCUUGUACAACUAGUUAUCAGAACACGAUCUAUUGUUUCCAUGUAGUAGUUCGUUCCAUACUAAUGCUUUACUAUGUUUCUAUAUUUUGUUAAAUAAAGUGCUGUCAUCUUACCAUUAAAAAAGAACAAACUUUUGCUGGUUUACAUUUAAUAAGGCAAAACAAGGUGGUAAUAAAUCAGUAAACAUACAUGCACAUUCGAUAGCGAAAAAACCGUUCUACUCUUUGUGUUUUAGGUAACUUCAAUCACAAUGUUUUGUAGUUUAAAGUGUUUUAAACAAUUUCUGACUUGAAAAGAAACUUUUAACAAAUCAAAUCUCAUCCAUUUUUAAGGAAGAGGAUGUACAAAAGACUGGAAUUAGAGAGAAAUGUCUUUUUUAGCAAUGUGUGUGUGUGUGGUGUUUUAUAUUUUAAGUGGAAGCUUAUAUUACCCUUUUUUGUGGAUUUUAUUUUUUGUGAAUAAUAAGAAUUCUUUGUCUCGGUAAGAUCAUACCAUUUUCAACAACACGUCUCAUUAAAUUUCAUAAAUGUUUCUAAAAUUGUAUCAUCUCAGUUUUAAAAAAAAAUUUAAAUAAUGGUGAUGAGUUUUUCUCUCUAAAUCUUUAUUAGUGGAUACUAAUUUAGGAUGAGUAUUCCAAACUCGCAUCUAAAUGUCCUUACAAAGUAAAGGUACACAUUUUUUUCUAACAGAUUGCUGACAUCUUUCUUAUAUUCAACUUGAAAGCAGUGCAUAAAUUAUGCUUAAUGUACUGUUGGCAUGGCAGGAUACACUGCUACAACUUAGAUUUAAUACUUGUAUUAAACUGUCUGUGAAAUAAAUUUUCUUAUAUCCUUGUU